CCUGGAAAAGCAUGGAAGAGGAAAUUGAAUCAGCUCUGCAGGAGCGGAUAAUGGUUUUGGAUGGAGGCAUGGGUACCAUGAUCCAGCAACGUGCCCUGUCAGAGGAGGAUUUCCGAGGGCAUGAAUUUAAAGAUCAUUUCAGGCCUUUGAAAGGCAAUAAUGACCUUCUCAGUAUAACUCAGCCUGAUAUAAUCCGUGACAUACACAAGGAAUACUUGCUGUCAGGUGCUGACAUAAUUGAAACUAACACUUUUAGCAGUACCCGAGUUGCACAAGCUGACUAUGGCCUUGAGCAUUUGGCAUAUCAGUUAAACAGAGCCUCGGCACAGGUGGCCAGAAAAGCAGCAGAUGAUGUAACUGCUCAGACAGGAAUUAGGAGAUAUGUUGCUGGAGCCAUGGGUCCAACAAACAGGACACUCUCUGUGUCACCAUCUGUGGAGAGGCCAGAUUACAGGAACAUAACUUUUGAUGAGCUGGUUGAAGCCUAUAAGGAACAAGCCAAAGGACUUUUGGAUGGAGGAGUUGAUAUCUUGUUAGUGGAAACCAUAUUUGAUACAGCCAAUGCCAAGGCUGCUAUUUUUGCACUCCAGACAUUGUUCAAGGAAGAAUAUGACCCUCGACCCAUAUUUAUAUCUGGAACCAUUGUGGAUAAGAGUGGGCGUACCCUCUCAGGCCAGACAGCAGAGGCAUUUGUCAUUAGUAUUUCCCACAGUAAGCCACUUUGUGUCGGCUUAAAUUGUGCUUUAGGGGCAGUUGAAAUGCGACCAUACAUUGAAACAAUUGGAAAAUGUACAACAGCCUACAUCAUCUGUUACCCCAACGCAGGUCUUCCCAAUACUUUUGGUGGCUAUGAUGAAACUCCAGAAGUGACUGCCAAGCAUAUAAAGGAUUUUGCUUUGGAUGGUUUGGUCAACAUAGUUGGAGGUUGCUGUGGUACUACACCAGCACAUAUCAGGAAAAUUGCCGAAGCUGUGAAAUUCUGUAAGCCUCGUGUUCCACCUUCUCUCUCUCAAGGAUACAUGCUGCUGUCAGGUCUGGAGCCAUUCAGGAUUGGGCCAUACACCAAUUUCGUUAAUAUUGGCGAACGCUGCAAUGUUGCAGGAUCACGGAAGUUUGCUAAACUCAUCAUGGCAGGCAACUAUGAAGAAGCCCUGAGUGUAGCCAAAUUGCAAGUUGAGAUGGGGGCCCAGGUUCUUGACAUCAAUAUGGAUGAUGGGAUGCUGGAUGGCCCUGCUGCAAUGACAAGAUUUUGUAACUUGAUUUCUUCAGAACCUGAUAUUGCAAAGGUGCCGUUAUGCAUUGACUCCUCAAAUUUUUCAGUGAUUGAAGCAGGUUUGAAAUGUUGCCAAGGGAAAUGCAUUGUAAACAGCAUCAGUCUAAAGGAAGGUGAGGAGGACUUUUUGGAGAAAGCGAGGAAAAUUAAGUUGUAUGGAGCGGCUGUGGUUGUCAUGGCUUUUGACGAAGUGGGCCAGGCAACAGAAACAGAAAACAAGAUUGCAAUCUGUUCCAGGGCUUAUCACCUCCUUGUGGAAAAAGUGCACUUCAAUCCAAAUGAUAUAAUAUUUGACCCUAAUAUUUUGACCAUAGGAACUGGAAUGGAAGAACAUAACCUAUAUGCUGUUAAUUUUAUCAAUGCUACUAAAACCAUAAAAGAAACACUGCCGGGAGCCAGGAUAAGUGGAGGUCUCUCCAAUCUGUCUUUUUCCUUUCGAGGAAUGGAUGCCAUUCGAGAAGCAAUGCAUGGGGUGUUUCUUUACCAUGCGAUUAAGUGUGGCAUGGACAUGGGAAUUGUGAAUGCUGGGAAUCUGCCAGUGUAUGAUGAUAUCCAGAAGGAAUUGCUGCAGCUGUGUGAGAAUCUAAUCUGGAACAAAGAUCCUGAUGCGACAGAGAAACUUUUACAUUAUGCUCAGAAUCAUGCCCAAGGAGGGAAAAAAGUUGUACUGACGGAUGAGUGGCGGAAAGGCUCCGUCGAGGAAAGGCUGGAAUAUGCUCUCAUAAAGGGCAUCGAGAAGUAUGUCACAGAAGAUACAGAAGAAGCAAGAUUAAAUCAGCAAAAAUAUCCCAGACCUCUAAAUGUAAUUGAAGGGCCUUUGAUGAAUGGCAUGAAGAUCGUUGGUGAUCUUUUUGGAGCUGGAAAGAUGUUUCUACCUCAGGUGAUAAAGUCUGCUCGAGUUAUGAAGAAAGCAGUUGGCCACCUUAUACCCUAUAUGGAAAAAGAAAGAGAGGAAAGGAGAGCUGAACGAGGCAGCACAGAGGAAGAG
Molecule: messenger RNA, 2261 nt
Organism: Tauraco erythrolophus (red-crested turaco)
Lineage: Eukaryota; Metazoa; Chordata; Aves; Musophagiformes; Musophagidae
Source: RefSeq, a predicted model, not a curated record